Messenger RNA from Polychytrium aggregatum, 1110 nucleotides. RefSeq names its product ClpP/crotonase-like domain-containing protein. Gene Ontology annotation, cellular component: mitochondrion. Lineage: Eukaryota; Fungi; Chytridiomycota; Chytridiomycetes; Polychytriales. Bases 111 to 995 code for a protein of 294 amino acids. Gene Ontology annotation, biological process: fatty acid beta-oxidation. The record is from RefSeq and is a predicted model, not a curated record. Gene Ontology annotation, molecular function: enoyl-CoA hydratase activity. The transcript is spliced from 10 exons.
GGCUCUGUCCCGAGGCCGUCCCCGACCUUUGCCCGCCCAGCUGGCUGCAUCCUUUCCCUCCGUCGUCCUGAUCAGCCCUGCCGUCAGCGCCAACGCACUGCCAGACCGCCAUGAACUCGCUCCUGUUUCGACGUCCGCUCGCCUCGAUUCCUCGAAUCUCGUCCCGACGAGCGGGAGGCAUCCGCGCUGACUCCAGCUUCGCCAACAAUGCGGCCGAGUGCUUCGUCGAGAGGCUCUCGGGCGAUCGCGAGGGCAUCUAUAUCCUCAACCUGAAUCGCCCGGUUGCCAAGAAUGCUCUGGGCAAGGCGUUCAUGGAUCAGUUCCGCAGCAAUCUUCAUGAGCUCCGCUUUGACCCUAACUGCCGCGUCCUGAUCGUCCGGAGCCUAGUCGAUCGAGUCUUCUGCGCCGGUGCCGACCUCAAGGAGCGCCAAAAGAUGACCCAGGCCGAGGUCGCUGCCUUUGUCCACGGUCUAAGAACAGCCUUUGUCGACUUGGAAACUCUCCCAAUGCCCACGAUUUCUGCGAUCGACGGCGCGGCCAUGGGUGGUGGCCUGGAAGUGGCUCUUGCAACCGACAUGAGAGUGGCGGGAACUGGCGCCAAGCUGGCCCUCCCCGAAACCAAGCUGGCGAUUAUUCCCGGAGCCGGAGGCACCCAGAGACUGCCUCGGCUGAUCGGUGCGGCCAAGGCCAAGGAGCUCAUCUUCACAGGACGCAUCUUGAACUACAAGCAAUCUGUUGACUGGGGACUCUGCAACUAUGCCGUCGAAGGAUCUGCCUUCGACAAGGCAGUUGAACUUGCCCAAGAGAUCCUGCCUCAAGGACCGAUUGCCAUUCGUAUGGCCAAGCUGGCUGUCGACCGGGGUAUCCAGCUGGACAGCGCCUCUGGAAUGGCAUUUGAGCAGACAUGCUAUGCCCAGGUGAUUCCCACGGAAGAUCGUCUGGAAGGUCUCCGCGCCUUCCAGGAAAAGCGCAAGCCUGUUUACAAGGGCCAGUAACGAUGGCGACAUCCCCUACUGUUCACCGCUCUUGGUAACAGGAGAAGAGCUAGGCUCUGCCAUCCCGGCUAGAAUCUGAAACGGCUGGGUGUAUCUCAAAUCGACUCUUGGAACG